Molecule: messenger RNA, 714 nt
Organism: Cynoglossus semilaevis (tongue sole)
Lineage: Eukaryota; Metazoa; Chordata; Actinopteri; Pleuronectiformes; Cynoglossidae
Gene: czh22orf39
Product: chromosome Z C22orf39 homolog
Exons: 3
Coding region: 72-401 (109 amino acids)
Source: RefSeq, a predicted model, not a curated record
UGGCUGUUGGUUUACUUUGAAAGUUUGCCGGAAGGUCUGUCUCGUCGAAGCUUCCGCUAAUAGAAUUAGCAAUGGAUCAGACCGAAAAUACGCCUUGGAGGCCACCUCGGGUAUGCUCUGACUACUGGAGCGAGUACAGACAUUGUAAAAGCUUUCUGAAUCGUUUCCAUUGUUAUUACACCUAUGGUACAUUACCAUCAUGCCCUCAGUGGUUGGAGGACUACAACAACUGCGUUGCGUGGGAGACACUCAAAGACGUCAAAGCUAAGGAAGCCUUGCAAAGGAGUGAACGGCACAGAGUGGCAGAGCAGAAAAAAUUCACUCCAGUGUGGCAACUUAGACAAGAGCCUCCAAAGGAUUGGAAUAUGCCCCUUAAUCAAGAGAAGCCUACGGACUCGUGAAACGUGCAUGAUUUAAACCAGUUGUCUCUGAACCAAACACCAGUGACUGAUUUCAUGGACAAAUAUUCAAAUAUGUUUUUGCUGCAUUCAGAAGAGACUGUUUGUUCUAUAACAAUAAUUGUUUUUUUUGUUGAGAUGUUUCCUGUUCAUUUACAGUACUUUGGCACAUACCUGAGUGUUGGGAGAUUUUAAAACCAACCUAACUAGCCAGGGAUUGACAGAGAUCAACUGGCAUUUGAAUAUGAAGACAAAUGUGUAUAAAUUUUGAAAUGUAACUGAAUGCAAAAAAAUAUUAAAUAACAAAAACACUACA